Messenger RNA from Rhododendron vialii, 1356 nucleotides. RefSeq lists its product as uncharacterized. Gene Ontology annotation, molecular function: serine-type endopeptidase inhibitor activity. The record is from RefSeq and is a predicted model, not a curated record. Gene Ontology annotation, biological process: response to wounding. Lineage: Eukaryota; Viridiplantae; Streptophyta; Magnoliopsida; Ericales; Ericaceae. Bases 680 to 1105 code for a protein of 141 amino acids. The transcript has 2 exons.
CAGCUGUGGUUACCAUACUGAGGCUUUCUUGUGCCUUCGUCAAGGGAAGAUAAGAAAAGUCUUUAUCUGAUUUAUUCAAAACACAAUUGAAAUAUGUUAUUCCUUCUAUUCGAGCUCUAAUGGACUGACUUUUUGUUAUAUUGUCUUUAAAUGGUUUCAAUCUCGCCAUAAUUUUAUCGAACAAUUUAGACCGCGUCCAAGAUUUCGCUUCUUGAAAUAUGGUAGAACUUUUUUUCAAUGAGUACUCAUAUGAUAGGUACCGAAUUAGGAUAUGCGGGUAUAUCGUCGGAUACAUCAUCGUAUUAUAGGAUUUGUAUACAACAAGGAUACGGGGUGAGAUAUGCAUAGUAUUUGGAAUGAGACGCUACGAAUUGAAGUAUACGAAUCCCGUAUGUAGGCUUUUAACAAAUAUGGGUUAUAGAUGGUGAAAUGCUGAAAAGGUAUUUAUGAAUUCAAAAUGAGAAGUGAGGGUUUAAUGACAAAUCCUCAGAGAAGAUUUGAAAUAUCUCAUUACCUUUAUCUAAGAAUAGGAAAAUUAUAAAUAUUAAAGCCCUCCAAAUCCAUGCAAUUUCAUCAUUUACUUUACUUCCAAGAGAGCAUUUCAUUACUCAACAAAAUCGUGAGCAAAGGAUUUCAUAUAAUGGCAACAUAAAUGCAUUAGACUGUAUCUACAUAAAUCAUGUUAUAUUGGCCAAAAGGCAAAAACUCAACCCCAAAACUGAAAAGUGUGCUCAUGCAAAACUCAAUGGCCGCGUGUUACUCGACUCUAGCCCUCUUGUUUUCUUUCGUAGCUGCAAUUUCUGCUGCGAGCCCAACUCGAAGUCUCUGUCAGGUGCCUGCAGGGGAGUGCGGCUACGGUGAAUGCACAGGAAGAACAUGCCCAAAUUUGUACCCAGGAUAUAAAUCUCAAUGGCCGGAACUUAAGGGGGUGAGUGCAGUAACAGCAAAGAAGAUUAUUGAGAAGGAAAACCCAUUUGUGAAAGCAUGGAUAUAUCCAGAAGGCAUUUUUUUCGAGGCUAUCAUAUGCUCCAAGCGCGUUCUUUUGUUAACUCCAGAUAACGAUUGCCCUAAUGGUCGAGUCAGCAAUUCGCCUUAUGUUGGAUGAUGAAGUGUAUUCGAAGAUAAGGUGGCACAAUAAAAAGCUUGAGCCGAUUUCGCAAUCAACUCUGUCUCUAGCUUGGGUCUCCACAGAUUAAAAUCGAUUAUUCGACUCCUUGUGAACAUGUAUCAUGCUCAGGUAGAGCAUCUGAUGUGGCCAUUUGGUAGUCGUUGAAAUUGUCAUUAUAUAUUUACCAAACGGUCGUCAAAUUAGAUUAUUUAUUUAUAUUAACCGGACUACAACUACAGGUUUGAAUA